AUCCCUCACUAUAUACUUUCUUUUCAGUUAACAACAUCGCGCACCCCUCUCCGAUCUAUCACUUUACUUCGAUUCCUUCCUUUUUCUAUCGCCAUUAUCAUAUCUCAAUUUCUCUCCAAUCGUUUACCUCUUCUUUUGUAUUUUUGUUUGUUAAAACAAUAAUACCAAAGAUUUAGGGUUUUUCACUCACUCACCUUUUUUCUCCUGGAUCUGUAAAUAGAGCUAGGAGAAGCAUUGCAUGUUUGUUCUACUCUAGAAUUUUAUUUUACCUAAUUAUUGUUAUAAUUAUUAUGGCGUCUUCGUACCAGGGGUCCGUUAGUGCUGCUCAGGUUGGUUCUUACUUCGUGGGACAGUACUAUCAAGUUCUUCGUCAACAACCUGAUCUUGUUCAUCAGUUUUACUCUGAUUCCAGCUCCAUGAUUCGUGUUGAUGGUGAUUAUACUGAGACCGCACCCGAUGUGUUGCAAAUUCACAACAUUGUGACGUCGCUGAACUUUUCUACAAUUGAGAUCAAGACGAUCAAUUCUCUUGACUCUUGGGAUGGAGGAGUGCUUGUAAUGGUUUCGGGUGUUGUUAAAAUCAAGGACGUCAACAUGAGACGGAAGUUUGUUCAAUCAUUCUUCCUUGCCCCACAGGAGAAGGGUUAUUUUGUACUCAAUGAUAUAUUUCAAUUCGUUGACGAUGAUGUAGUGCAUCCAAAUUUUGUACCUGCGGCAUCUGAAAAGAUUGACUUGCAGCCACAUGUAUCUGCUUUGUUUCCUGAGCCAUCAGAUACAGUGAUUCCAGCUUUGGACUAUGGUUUGGAGGAAGAAGCCAGGGAGUAUGUCAAUUCAGUUCAUAUAGAUGAUGAUCCAGUGGACAAGUACAGUCUUCCUGAGCAGCAACACCAACUACAAGAAGAUCUCGAGACCGAAGUUGUGGUGGAGGAAACUCCUGCACAAGAAGCAUCUCCACCAGUGCAUAAUGCUUCACAUACUAUCCGUGAAACGCCUAUUGCUCUUUUGGAAGAGUCUUUUGAGGAGCCAGCUAAGAAAACUUAUGCAUCUAUUUUACGCGUCUCUAAAGGCGAAACAGUGUUGUCAGCUGCUCCCCAACAUGCCCCAAAGCAUUCUUUUAAAAGUGCUCCUCCAUCAGAGCUUAAUCAUGUGGCGCAGCCUGCUGUUCAGCAAUCAGUCGCACAGCCUGCAUUUCAGCAGUCAACCCCAGCAUCCGCGUAUGUUUCUGAGUCUGGGGGAGAAGCAGCAGAAGAAGGCUACAGAUUUGAAGAAGAUGAAGUGACAUCCGUCUAUGUGAGAAACCUGCCUGCUGAUAUUACCGAAGCUGAGAUUGACCAGGAAUUUAAGAAUUUUGGGAGAAUUAAGCCGGAUGGAAUAUUUGUAAGGGUCCGACAGGAAAUUGGUGUUUGCUACGCAUUUGUGGAAUUCGAAGACAUUGUUGGUGUUCAAAAUGCGCUACAGGCGUCUCCCAUACAAUUGGCUGGAAGACCAAUAUACAUAGAGGAGCGAAGACCAAGCAGUAGCAGUGCCGUUCGAGGAGGAAGUAAUGUCUUUUUCCGUCAAUUUCGUACUCUUUCCAAAGAGGAAGGGGAAGAGGCAGAGGUGGUUAUCAAACAGAUGCUCCAAGAGGGCGUUUUGGUGGUAGGAGCUCGGGAAGGGGAAAUUUUCAGGAUACUUCAGACUAUACCAGACCAAGAGGCGAUGGUUAUCUUCAGCGUGGUUCACGAUAAGGAAAAUGUCUUUAAAAUUAUGCUUGAAUAAUUAGUAAAAUAUGUGUUUGAUUCAGUAUCUAAUGCAACAUUUUCCUUCUGUGGUUUCCUGAAAAGAGUCUUACGUGUUGGGUGUCUUUAUGUUAAAAGCCAUUGAGACUUUCUAGUUUGUUUUGCAAGUAUAGAUCAGGUAGUUCCCUUUGAAUGAUUUUUAUGAUGCCAUUCAGGUGGGAAAUUUUGUUAUUUGUAUUGACCUCAUAUGUCAGGAUUGUGGAGGUUUUCCUUAAUGAGAAAAGGUGUUGAUUUAAAAAAAAAAAGAUGUGGAAGUUGUGCUGAUCGUCA
Cicer arietinum (chickpea) is the source of this 2047-nucleotide messenger RNA. The record is from RefSeq and is a predicted model, not a curated record. NCBI's taxonomy places the organism in Eukaryota, Viridiplantae, Streptophyta, Magnoliopsida, Fabales, Fabaceae.